This is a messenger RNA of Populus euphratica (Euphrates poplar), 588 nucleotides long. Its product is annotated as hydroxyproline-rich systemin-like. The record is from RefSeq and is a predicted model, not a curated record. The coding region runs from base 1 to 588 and encodes 195 amino acids. Lineage: Eukaryota; Viridiplantae; Streptophyta; Magnoliopsida; Malpighiales; Salicaceae. The transcript has 2 exons.
AUGCCCAACAAUAUGAAGACUCGAAUUACAGGUGCUCUCUUCCUUGGAGCCAUUUUCGCCAUUGUUGGACUUAGAGCCAUUAAUGGCUCUCAAGCAAGAAUUUUACCAGAUAGCUUUCGACUCAAAGUAGCAAUAAUAGCUGCUUAUGGAAGGAGUUACAGCCCACCACCUCCAUCUCCGAUCCCUUCACCAAGUUCCAAGGAACUUAACAGCAAUUACGAGAAGUAUUCGUCUCCGCCACCACAAUCUCCAAAAAUCGAUCCACCAAUCGGUCAAGUAACCAUUAGUAAUGGACGGACCACGCCAUCACCUCCACCCCCGAAGCCUGCUUCACCAAAAGGCGAGCUUGAGAUUGGUUCUCCAUGCACUGAUGGGACUCCAUGCAACGAUGGCCACAUUUCGAUGAUAACAAAUUUUGAAAGGCCUUUACCAAGUUCAAAUCCACCUCCAGACCCAGCGACUCCUAUAAUUCAAAUAACCUUUGAUCCUGAGCUGAAAGUGCGUGCAAGAUCACCACUAGGACCUGAGGGGAUUUUGAAGGAGCUCUUUUCCUCUGGCAGAAUGUUUAUUUUUUCAUAUCUUGUAUAA